AUUUCACCUAAUUUAUCAAUCUCUCUAGCAUUAAUUAAUUAACUAUUAUUCUAGGGUUCUUCGCCACUUAUAAAUUAUUAAUUUGAUAUUAUCUUUGGAAUCAAGCACAUUUUAGCCAUAUUCGAGCUCAUACAGUGCAAUUGAAAGUUUCUGUCGGGAGUUAAUCUAUUACUGGGAAAUAUGGGUGUGGAUGAAGAUUCUGAGCAAGAAUUCAAAUCGCAGAAGAAAAAACCAGCUUCUGAUGAUGAUAAAAGGAAAAAGAAAAUUACACCUGGAAGUUUGAUGAAAGCUCUGAUGAGGCCUGGGAGCGGGGAAAAAACACCUAGCGAUGGUGAUCAGGUUAUGUAUCACUGUACUAUUCGAACACUGGAUGGAGUGGUUGUGGAGUCAACAAGAGCAGAAUUAGGAGGCAAUGGUACCCCGAUAAGACAGGUUUUGGGUAAAAGCAAGAUGAUAUUGGGAUUGUUAGAAGGCUUUCCUACAAUGUUCAGUGGUGAAGUUGCAAUGUUCAAGAUGAAACCCGAGCUGCAUUAUGGUGAGGAAAAUUGCCCUGUUACAGUUGCGGAUGGCUUUCCAAAGGAUGAUGAACUUCAUUUUGAGAUUGAGUUGAUUGAAUUCUCUAAAGUCAAGGUUAUUAGUGAAGAUUUAGGCGUCUUAAAGAAGGUCACAGUAGAAGGACAAGGUUGGGAAACACCUAGAGAACCAUACGAAGUUAAAGUUUGGAUUUUGGCAAAGUCGGGUGAUGGAAAAUUGAUUGUGUCACAUACUCAAGGAGAACCCUUUUUCUUUACUUUUGGAAAGUCUGAGGUACCUGAAGGUCUUGAGAUGGGAAUGGGAACAAUGUCAAGAGGAGAAAAGGCGGUAAUUUAUGUUACUAAUAAGUAUUUGACUCAGUGCCCUCUGAUCCCCACAGUAGAAAGUAUUGAAGAAGUCCAUUUUGAGGUGGAGCUGGUACAUUUUGUUCAGGUGCGGGAUGUGCUUGGAGAUGGACGACUAAUAAAACGCCGGAUUCAUGAUGGAAGAGGUGAAUUUCCUAUGGAUUGCCCACUUCGUGACAGUCUCCUACAUGUCCAUUACAAGGGGAUGCUUCUCAAUGCAGAAAAGACUGUAUUCUACGAUACAAAAGUUGAUAACAAUGGUCAGCCUUUGGAGUUCAGAUCAGGGGAAGGGCUUGUGCCUGAAGGGUUUGAAAUGUGCACCCGACUGAUGUUGCCUGGAGAGAUAGCUCUUGUUACAUGCCCUCCUGAUUAUGCUUACGACAAAUUUCCUAGGCCAGCUAAUGUUCCUCAAGGUGCUGAUAUCCAGUGGGAGAUUGAGCUUCUUGAUUAUGAGAAGCAAAAGGAUUGGACUGGUUUCAACUUUAGAGAAAUAAUGGAGGACGUCGAGAAGAUUAAAGGCACGGGUAACAGGCUAUUCAAAGAAGGCAAAUAUGAACUUGCAAAGGCAAAAUAUGAGCACGUACUUCGUGAAUUUAAUCAUGUCAAUCCUCAAGAUGAUGAUGAGGGAAAAGAAUUUUCCAAUACAAGAAAUUUGUUGCAUCUGAACGUGGCUGCCUGCUUUCUGAAAAUGGGAGAACCAAGGAAGUCAAUUGAAGCAUGCAAUAAGGUGUUGGAUGCAAAUCCUGUUCAUGUAAAAGCGCUCUACCGCCGUGGAAUGGCAUACAUGUCUGCUGGAGAUUUUGAAGAAGCUAGAGAGGAUUUCAAUAAGAUGAUGACCAUUGAUAAAUCUUCCGAGUCAACUGCAAAAGCGGCUCUUGUUAGCCUCAAUAAAGAGGAGCAGGAACUCCACAAAAGGGCUCGGAAGCAAUUUAAGGGACUGUUCGACAAGAAGCCUGGAGAGAUUGCAGAGGCUGGAGUGAGCGAUACAGGAGAUCAAGUUCUUGACGAAUCCCACGAGAUUGAUGAUGGGGAUGAUUUAGAUAGUAACGGAAAUCCAGCUACUGCUCGAAUUCAUUUGCAGAGUAACAAGGAGAAUGUUCCUCAGGCUAAUGCUCAAACUCGUAUGGGUUUUUUGUCCGGUUUUUGGCCUAGUGGCAGAAGAUUUUUCACAGCCCUUGGAUUAGACAGAUGUACCAUUUUGUGAGUUAUAGUAUCUUAGAUUCUUCUCAUGCGAGCCAAACGAACUUGGAUUUAACUUUCAAGGAAAAUCACUUGUACCAAUUAAAUAAUGUAUGCCAUUACAAAAGGGCAAGACAAAGUGAGGCGAUCGUAAGAGCAGAAAUUACUUGGUUUCUUGAAUGAAAUUGGAGGAAUUUCCUUCUGUUUUACUUA
Messenger RNA from Olea europaea var. sylvestris, 2270 nucleotides. RefSeq names its product peptidyl-prolyl cis-trans isomerase PASTICCINO1. The coding region runs from base 181 to 2082 and encodes 633 amino acids. The transcript is spliced from 20 exons. Gene Ontology annotation, molecular function: peptidyl-prolyl cis-trans isomerase activity; protein binding. The record is from RefSeq and is a predicted model, not a curated record. Lineage: Eukaryota; Viridiplantae; Streptophyta; Magnoliopsida; Lamiales; Oleaceae.